This is a messenger RNA of Priceomyces carsonii, 1143 nucleotides long. RefSeq names its product multifunctional nuclease. Gene Ontology annotation, cellular component: nucleus; cytoplasm. The transcript has 2 exons. The record is from RefSeq and is a predicted model, not a curated record. The coding region runs from base 1 to 1143 and encodes 380 amino acids. NCBI's taxonomy places the organism in Eukaryota, Fungi, Ascomycota, Pichiomycetes, Serinales, Debaryomycetaceae. Gene Ontology annotation, molecular function: 5'-flap endonuclease activity; DNA binding; 5'-3' exonuclease activity.
AUGGGUGUAAAGGGUCUCAAUCAAUUGAUCAAGGAACAUGCGCCUGAUGCGUUUAAAGAAUAUCAAUUGAAAAAUUUAUUUGGUAGGAAAGUAGCUAUCGAUGCUUCUAUGUGUUUAUAUCAGUUCUUGAUUGCUGUUAGACAGGCUGAUGGUCAACAAUUAACAACUGCAGAAGGAGAGACCACUUCACAUUUACUGGGAAUGUUUUAUAGAACACUUAGGCUUGUUGAAAAUAACAUUAAACCAGUAUAUGUGUUUGAUGGAAAGCCACCGGUUUUGAAAGGAGGAGAAUUAGAAAAAAGGCUUUUGAGGAAAGAGGAAGCUCUUAAACAAAGGGAUGAUAUAAAGGAUACUGGUACUGUAGAAGAGAUUUUGAGGUACGAGAAGAGAACAGUAAGAGUGACAAGAGAACAGAAUGAAGAAGCCAAAAAAUUAUUGGCUUUGAUGGGUAUUCCAUAUGUCGAUGCUCCAUGCGAAGCAGAAGCAGAGUGUGCAUCUCUUGCAAAACAUGGAAAGGUUUAUGCUGCAGCAUCAGAAGAUAUGGAUACCUUGUGUUAUGAACCGCCAUUUGUCUUAAGACAUUUGACAUUUUCAGAGGCUAGAAAGAUGCCCAUAGACCAAAUUGACUAUGACAAAGUAUUAGAGGGGUUGGGAAUGGACAAGAAGACGUUUAUUGAUAUGUGUAUUUUGCUUGGAUGUGAUUAUUGUGAAACAAUCAAAGGAGUGGGGCCUGUAACGGCUUUCAAGUUGAUUAAAGAACAUGGCUCACUCGAUAAUAUAGUAAAAUAUAUAAAUGAUAACCCCGACAAGACAAAGUACUCGGUUCCCGAGAACUGGCCCUUCGAUGAGGCAAGAGAGUUAUUCAUGAACCCAGAAGUUGCUGAUGCCAACGAGAUUACUUUAAAAUGGAAAGAACCGGAUGUGGAAGGACUUGUAGAAUAUAUGGUUAAGCAAAAAGGAUUUAGUGAGGAUAGAGUUAGGAGUGGAGCGGAGAAGUUGAAGAAAGGUCUAAAAGCAGGAGUACAGGGCCGCCUCGAUGGUUUCUUUUCUGUCGUUCCUAAGAAAGAAAAAGAUGCCGACAAGGGCAAAAGAAAGGCAGACGCAAAAAAUGGUAAAAACAAGAAAGUCAAAUCUAAAAGGUAA